AUGGGCCAGGACGUGCCCUGGCUCAACCACUCCGGCAGUCCGCGGGCGGCGGGCAACGCCUGCGCGGCGGACGGGCAGCGCGGGGGGCCCUUCGCCGCCGGCCCCGCCGCGCUGCUGGCGGCGCUGAUGGGGCUGCUGGUGCUGGCCACGGUGUUGGGCAAUGUCCUGGUCAUUCUGGCGUUCGCGGUGGACCGGAGCCUCCGCACGCAGGGCAACUUCUUCUUCCUCAACCUGGCCGUCGCCGACCUGCUGGUGGGCGGCUUCUGCAUCCCCCUCUACAUCCCCUACGUGCUGACGGGCGAGUGGAGACUCGGCAGGGGCUGGUGUAAGCUGUGGCUGGUGGUAGACUACCUGGUGUGCACCGCCUCUGUCUUUAACAUCGUCCUUAUCAGCUUCGACAGGUUCACCUCUGACACCAAAGCGGUCAGUUACAGGGCUCAGAAAGGGAUGACCAGAAAUGCAAUACUGAAGAUGAUCACUGUAUGGAUUGCUGCUUUUCUUCUCUAUGGUCCAGCCAUUCUUAGUUGGGAGCACAUUGCCCAAAAGAGCAUUCUCCCUGAAGGAGAAUGUCAUGCAGAGUUCUUUUACAACUGGUAUUUCCUGAUGAUUGCCUCUACUAUUGAAUUCUUUACACCUUUCAUCACUGUUACAUACUUUAACUUAAGUAUUUACCUCAACAUCAGGAAACGCACAUCCCUCAGAAAUGAAAACCUACCACCUGGUCAAGAGGACUGUGAAAUGCAUUUCCAGGGGACAAAAAGGGAACACACUGUAUUUUUUGUAAAACCUGCUAAAAGACACAAACAUGAGAAGAGUGCAAGCAGGCUUUCUCCCCCAAAAAGGGCUUCAAGGUUCAGCCUACAUAAGCUUAACCAUCGGUCAUUAAAUCUGAAUGUCGGUCAAGACCUUCCACCACUUCAGGUAGAAGUUGAGACCAAGCCUCUUAGGAAUGGUUUCUACAAAACUACAGAAAGCAUAUGCAAUGCCACCAGCAGAGUGGACAUUGCUAACACUAUGUCAAAUAGAUUUAGACUUUCCCGGGACAAAAGAGUAGCAAAGUCUUUAGCAAUUAUUGUAUGUGUGUUUGGUUUGUGUUGGGCUCCAUAUACGCUUUUGAUGAUCAUCAGAGCAGCUUGCCAUGGGCACUGUGUGCAGCAUUCCCUCUAUGAGACUUCAUUUUGGCUUCUGUGGGCGAAUUCAGCCAUUAACCCUGUUCUAUACCCACUGUGUCACAUAAGCUUUAGGAAAGCCUUUAUAAAACUCCUGUGUCCAGGAAAAGCCAAAAUUCAUCCUCAUGUUUUUAUGUGAAAAAAAGGAAGUAUGAAGGCUGACAAUUAGUACAUCUUGCUUUCAGUGGGAGCAGUGAACUGGCUAGUAUUCACCUGCAAGUAUUAAGUGCAAUGUGCACUGGGUAGUUUAUGGAAUACUGGUAAGUAGAUACAAGUGUAGAUAUUUAUGAAUGUAUAAAUACAGUAAUCCAUGCAGCUAGAGAAAUCACAGCAAUGAAAAGAAAGAAAAUUUCUCGAAGUUCUUUGGAAAAUUAUGCCAACAGGUAUUUUCUGGUAAUAGUGCACUAGUGUAAAGUGCUGAAAAGAGAAUACAAUAUUCACAGCCAAUAAUUAAGGGUUCAGGCUCACUCACUUUUAAUAACUGUAAAUAUCACUGGUAAGGAAUUUCAUCAAGUGUUACCCUUGGACCUGUUACUAUUUUACCCCCAAACCCACUCUAAGACACCAAGGGUCCCUGCUUUUAAGCAUAGCAUGCUUCCCCACACACACUGAAGAGGUAAGCCUGACAAGAUUGUGACCAACGCAAAAAACUAACUACUGGUGUCCAGGAAAAGCAUGGGACAACAGGCACCAGAACAGUCAGGUUACCAGAGAAGCUGAGAAGGUAGCACUGAUUUGACUGGAAAAGGUGACUGAGAAAUGAGAGAACUUUUAGUAGAAUCAAGUUCAGGGACAGGAAUAUAAAAGGGUUUUGAGCUUUGUGAUAGGAGAUAAAAGAACUGAGAGUUUAUACACUGGAAGAGUUUCACCAUGAGUUUCUUCCCUCAGCUAUGACUCAAGUCAAACCUCUACUCCUUACAGGACUGACAGGUCCUGUCUCUAUCUGUUGCUCUAAGUACAGAAUAUAAGCAUAAAUAAGCAUAAUUAGUCUAUGAGAUCUAUGACAGACAGAUCUUGCUAUAGACAGAGCUUUAUGUAAACUUCCCUUGGAGUAAUUUUUAAAAGGUUUCUAACGUUCUGGCUAGUUCUGAAAGGAAAAAAAAAAAAAAAUGUUUUCCCCUACCACAAUGAUUGAAUCUAUACAUCCAGUCAUCAGUGGUCAAAAAAAGUAUUACUUGAAAUGUUUAGACAUUUUCAAAGUCAUGCACCAUGGAUAGCAUGACUCAAGAAAGUCUUAAAAUGUACAGCCUUGCUACUGACCAUGAGUGAAAAACAAGAACGUAAACAACUACAUACUCUUUCUGCCAUUCUGCCUCUGCCACAAGGAGCUCACACAGCUAGAUCCUAAGUUUUGACUACAUUUGUCUCACGAGGUAUUGAUUUGAAUAUCACUAGUAAUACAAGUUGAAUCCCACCAUCACAAAUAUUUUUUUACAUAGCUUAACAGACACUUUGCUGACAAGAGUGAUAGCUAUUGAACAGCUGUAGUUGUCCAUUGCCACAGCCAAAAUGAAUGUUAGUACAGUUAUCUCAAUGUUUACAGACAGUAUUUUGAAAACAUUUACUUUGUAAAAUUUCAAUAAAAGUAAUUAAGAAUUGUGGAAGACUCAUUUUUCUAACCUUAACAAGUGGUACAUGGGAAAAAGCACUAGCCUAUAACAUUUGGGUAACUGCAGUUGAAACUUCAAAACCACUAUUCAAAGACAAUUCUUAAGUUACAAGGACUGACCUUGAAGAUUAAAAACAAACAUGGUUAGCAAAUAUAGUAAACUAGGAGGGCACAUCCCUACUAUAUGAAUGUAUGUACAUGAACACGAUCAUCAUGCUCUGCUCCAGAUGUUUUGUAACAAAAUCAGCUUAACAGUUCUCCUAAGAGGAACAGCAUCAACAGAUACAGAACAACAUUAAGAUUUUUUUAAACAGCAUUAAUUAUACCACCGGGCAAGUAAAACCAUUAGAUUUUUUCCCCAUUUCUCCUCCCUUCCAAGCCAGACUUACGCAUCUGUAGAUCAAUGACCUAAUUGUUGUCUACUCCAUAAUUCUUGUUUCCUAGGAUCAUAUUUGCCUUUUUAAGAAAACAGGUAGCACUAAAUUAUUGGACACUCCCACCAAGGUCUCAUUUACCAUCCAAUCAAGCCAGGACAAUUUUCACAACAGUGGUCAACUCAAGGAGUAAGGAAGUUCAACCAGUUAGCUUUAGAACAUUACAUUCAGUUAAGGUAAAACAGACAUUUCAAAGCUUUCAGCAACUGGCAUUAACCUACAGACUAGAUCAGUCUUCACAGGAGUUGCCACUGGCAAUUGCUCUACUGCUCAUUUUCCUACAGCUUUGUCAUUUAAUUCACUCUAGCACAAACCUACAAUCCAGUAGGAUUCUCCACCACUCUUAAGAUAUUUAAUAAAAUCUUUCUGAAACGUGAACACACAUCACCUCAGCAUCAUUUGGAAAAAUACUGGUUUUGAAUUAUAAACUUCUACAUUAGAAAUGCUAUCAGCCUCUCAGCUUGUCCAGUUUAACUAUGCCUUGAUUCUCCUGACCCUACAAAACAGAAGUUCUUUUGCGUUUAUCAGAAGGUUCAACAUUAGCAUUGGGUUCAAAAGUGGGCUCUGAAAAGACAUGAAACAACAGGUGUUAAUAGCAACUUUAUUGUUUCACUGGUGCAAAAUCAUGAUACUGAGUAAACUUGUGUAAUGCAUUUUCCCCUAAAUUUACAGUAAUGAAGGUUAUACAUAUCUAUAUAGAUUGCAAUUUCUCUAUUUUUAUACUAUUUGGAACAAAAUUAUCUUGAUAAAUAUGCCCUGUGCACAGUACUGGCCCUCACUGAAUGUCACAGAGCCUUAAUAUGCAAAAUAUAACUUCUGUUUUUGAACAUGGUACUUUAAAACUCUCCAAACAUGCAUUAAUAUAUUCUAGUUUUUAGGGAAAAAUAUUACACUUAGUCUUAACUUGCAUUAAAAGAAAAGCACAA
This is a messenger RNA of Tyto alba (common barn owl), 4138 nucleotides long. RefSeq names its product histamine H3 receptor-like. Lineage: Eukaryota; Metazoa; Chordata; Aves; Strigiformes; Tytonidae. Gene Ontology annotation, molecular function: histamine receptor activity. The transcript has 3 exons. The record is from RefSeq and is a predicted model, not a curated record. Gene Ontology annotation, cellular component: membrane. Gene Ontology annotation, biological process: adenylate cyclase-activating adrenergic receptor signaling pathway. Bases 1 to 1308 code for a protein of 435 amino acids.